This is a messenger RNA of Lottia gigantea (owl limpet), 1452 nucleotides long. RefSeq lists its product as hypothetical. Lineage: Eukaryota; Metazoa; Mollusca; Gastropoda; Lottiidae. The transcript has 2 exons. The record is from RefSeq and is a predicted model, not a curated record. The coding region runs from base 1 to 1452 and encodes 483 amino acids.
AUGGCGAACAAGUUUCGAUUAGGUUCUUUAUCUUUAGAAACUAAAAAACCUAACACAACAGCAGGGAUAAAUAAAGCGAAACCUUACUUUGUGGAUCAAAUCGGAGACACUCUUCAAGGUGAUUUAGAUAUGAACAAUUUCAAAGUAACUAAUUUAAAAUCACCGGAAAAUGAUAAUGACGCUGUUCACAAGAAAUAUUUACGGGAACAAAUAAAUUCAAUUGAAGUAAAUAAAAACUAUUUAGAAGAUAAAAUAAGUAAUGUGAAAAGAUUCUUCAAACGUCAACUAAAUAAUAAAAAUUUUGUUAAUGAUACUAAACUACAACAAGAGGUAAAAAGAUUAAUAAGUUUUAUUCAAAAAGAAUUGGUCAACGUAGUGAACAAAACUGAGUUACAAAUUUUAAUUUCAUUAAUAUCUAAAUUAGAGGAUAAGAUUUCAAAACAAAAAUUAGACAUUCAACAAUUAAUAGAUAACAUUCCAGAUGAAAAUGAAGAUACGUUUCAACAGGAAUUAAAUGCUCUGGAAACUAAACUUAACAGUGAAUUACAAAAAGAACUAAGAAAUAUUAUACAACAAAUACAAAACAUAGAUGAUAGCGAAAUCAAAACCUAUAUUCAACAACAAAUACAAAAUAUUGAUGAUAGCGAAAUCAAAACUUAUAUUCAACAACAAAUACAAAAUAUUGAUGACAGCGAAAUUAAAACCUAUAUUCAACAACAAAUACAAAACAUUGAUGAUAAUGUUAUUCAGAUAACCACUAUUAAUAACCUAGUUUUAAAACAGGACAAAAAUAUAGUCGCAUUAGAAAGUAAAUCAUAUUAUUUCAAUCUUCCAUUUGGAAAUUUGGGUGAUAAAGAUGCUUCUAUUACUGAUAAUAUUGAUAGAUCAAAAGAACAAAACACAUUUUCAUCUAAUCAAUUAUUUACCGCUCGUAAAGUUCUUCAGUUUAUCGAUGGUAGAGACAAUGUAGAAACUAAAGAAUUUGACAUUAACGACGAAAACAGCAAGGUUAAUCACUUGUAUGAAAUUAAAACGAGUGGAAAAUAUAUAGAUAGGUUUAGAAUGUUAAUCAUACUAGAUAAUGAAGAUAUUUUUCUUACAUUACAUUUUGAUAUGAUAUUGGAAACGGAAACUCCACCAUCAAUGAAUAUUAUUAGAAAUCCAGAACCACAAAAAGAAGGAAGGACAAUCAGUUAUCAGUUUUUACGAGCAACAGACUUUGAAUACGUAAAACUAUAUUUUGUUAAUAAUGAUAUAUUUAUCUCAAUUGAUAUUCAUAAAAGUCAACAAAAACAAACAUUUUUGAUACCAGCAAUAAGAGAUGAUGAUGUAUAUGUUAAUAUAUCAAUCUCUAUUACUAAACCAAAAUUUUCAGUUCAUCUGAAUAAGAUUAAUGAUUCGAAAGAACAAAUAUCAUUAGUAACUGUAAAAGUUGUUAUUGAUGAUAGUUAA